Solanum tuberosum (potato) is the source of this 972-nucleotide messenger RNA. Its product is annotated as probable glutathione S-transferase parC. The transcript has 3 exons. Gene Ontology annotation, molecular function: glutathione transferase activity. NCBI's taxonomy places the organism in Eukaryota, Viridiplantae, Streptophyta, Magnoliopsida, Solanales, Solanaceae. The record is from RefSeq and is a predicted model, not a curated record. Gene Ontology annotation, biological process: glutathione metabolic process. Gene Ontology annotation, cellular component: cytoplasm. The coding region runs from base 133 to 795 and encodes 220 amino acids.
AAAAAUCAAGUGUGUGAACAUUCCAAUGGAGCACUAUAUAUACUACGUAUAUGUAUGUGUUCCAUAGGUAACCAAUUUUGAGAAAUUCUUCUUUCUUUUUUCUACACUUGAACACUUAUUCAUACAACAAAAAUGGCUAAUGAUGAGUUGAUUUUGUUGGAUUUUUGGCCUAGCAUGUUUGGUAUGAGGCUAAGGAUUGCACUUGCUGAAAAAGAGAUUAAAUAUGAGUACAAGGAAGAGGAUUUGUGGAACAAAAGUCCUCUGCUUUUGCAGAUGAAUCCUAUCCACAAGAAAAUCCCUGUUUUGAUUCAUAAUGGAAAGCCAAUUUGUGAGUCUAUUAUUGGAGUUGAGUAUAUUGAGGAAGUUUGGAAGGAUAAAUCCCCUUUGCUCCCUUCUGAUCCUUAUGACAGAGCACAAGCUAGGUUUUGGGCUGAUUACAUUGACAAGAAGUUGUAUUAUUCUGCAAGGAAGAUAUGGGGAGCAAAUGGAGAAGAGCAGGAGGCAGGUAAGAAAGAAUUCAUAGAAUGCCUUAAAGUGUUGGAGGGAGCACUUGGAGAGAAGCCUUACUUUGGAGGAGAUAACUUUGGUUUUGUUGAUAUUGCACUGAUUGGGUUCUACAGCUGGAUUCAUUCUUGUGAGACUUAUGGUAACUUCAGCACAGAAGCUGAGUGUCCAAAGUUUGUGGUUUGGGCCAAGAGGUGCAUGCAGAGGGACAGUGUGGCUAAGUCUUUGCCUGACCAACAUAAGGUCUUUGAGUUUAUACAAAUGCUAAGGCAGAAGUUUGGAAUUGAAUAAACAUAUGCAUAUACAAUUAUGCAUCAUAAUGUAUUGAAUAAAGCACUUCAUUGUGCCUUCUUGAGUUGUUUUUUGAAUUUGGUCAUGGUUUAAAUUCUACUCUUACUUGUCAGAUUUUUGUAUCUUCAGUUGAACUCAUUACUUGUGGCUCGAUGGUUGAUUUGAUGUGUUGUUGGA